Suillus subaureus is the source of this 501-nucleotide messenger RNA. RefSeq lists its product as uncharacterized. The transcript has 2 exons. The record is from RefSeq and is a predicted model, not a curated record. Lineage: Eukaryota; Fungi; Basidiomycota; Agaricomycetes; Boletales; Suillaceae. The coding region runs from base 1 to 501 and encodes 166 amino acids.
AUGUCAUCUGGGCUGGGUACCCACUUUUCCAGCCCAUGGAAACCUAGAGACAAGUGGAAAACCCAGGUGCUUGUUGAAGUGCUAGGUCAGAAGGCUAAACAACAUCAGUUGCUUGCCAAGAUGGCAAGUCUACUUGCCAGUUCAGCGACUCAGAAGCCUGAAGAAACUCCACCUGUCCUGCCAGAGACAGAAAUGGAUACUGUGGUUCUCAAGGACAAUGCUAACAAUGCUUGGGAAGAUGUCCCUGAACCUCAGGACAAUUGCUCUCCCCAAUCUCCUUCACAAUCCACACCAAGUCGUUGUACCCAGCCUGAUCUCACAUCUACUCGCUUGUAUGACAGCUGGAAAGCUCUUAUUCCUACACUAGUUGAGAUCCAACUAGACUACACUGCAUGGACACUAGAUUUCAUCUCCAUUGAUGCAAUGAGCUGUAGAUGUGCAAACUUAGCACAGACACUCGUUUUCCAUGGCUUAUUCCCUACUGCACCCUCCCAGCCCUGA